AUGACCUACGUGGAAAGGUUGAAAAGACUGGUGACGGAGAACCAGACGGAGAUAAGCAAGUUCAUCCUCCUGGGCCUGACCAAUCUCCAGGAGCUGCGGUGCUUCCUCUUCAUUCUCUUCCUGAUGCUUUACUUGGCCAGCAUUCUGGGGAAUGGGGCAAUCAUGGCCAUUGUAAUGGCUGAACCCUGGCUUCACACCCCCAUGUACUUCUUCUUGGGCAACCUCUCCUGUCUGGACAUCUUCUACUCAACAGUCACCAUGCCCAAGAUGCUGGCUGGUUUCCUCUGAGGGCACGAGACCAUCUCCUUCACUGACUGCCUGGCUCAGCUCCAUUUCUUCCACUUCCUGGGAAGCAGAGAGGUCAUUCUUCUGGCUGUCAUGGCCUAUGACCUCUAUGUGGCCAUCUGCAACCCGCUUCGCUACAUGCUUGUCAUGAACCCACAGGUCUGCCUGCUCCUGGCAGCAGCCACCUGGACCACCGGCUUCCUACAUGCCCUGCUGCACAUGGUCAUGACCUCCCGACUGCACUUCUGUGGCUGCAACCAUGUCCACCACUUUUUCUGUGACAUCAAGCCCCUGCUGAGCCUGGCCUGCAGCAGCAACCGCUUCAACCUGAGCCUCCUCAACAUCGUCACGGGGACCAUCGCUCUGAGUCCCUUCAUCAUCACGCUCCUCUCCUACCUCUACAUCAUCUUCUUCCUCUUCCUGAAGGUCCAAUCACAAUCACAAUCAAUGUGA
Caretta caretta (loggerhead turtle) is the source of this 738-nucleotide messenger RNA. Lineage: Eukaryota; Metazoa; Chordata; Testudines; Cheloniidae. The record is from RefSeq and is a predicted model, not a curated record.